Messenger RNA from Mirounga angustirostris (Northern elephant seal), 458 nucleotides. RefSeq names its product thiol S-methyltransferase TMT1A-like. Gene Ontology annotation, molecular function: S-adenosylmethionine-dependent methyltransferase activity. NCBI's taxonomy places the organism in Eukaryota, Metazoa, Chordata, Mammalia, Carnivora, Phocidae. The transcript has 2 exons. The coding region runs from base 66 to 458 and encodes 130 amino acids. The record is from RefSeq and is a predicted model, not a curated record.
CCGUGUUCCUGCUGAAUUUUCUAGGCUUGUGGAACCAGAUAUGCAAAAAAUGGUUCCCCUACUUCAUGCUGAGGUGCUCCGUGAUGUACAACCAGCAGAUGGCCAGCAAGAAGCAGGAGCUCUUCAGCAACCUGCAGGACUUCGUGGGCCCCUCCGGGAAACUCUCCCUGCUGGAGAUAGGCUGCGGCACCGGGGCCAACUUCAAGUUCUACCCACCCGGAUGCAGCGUGACCUGUAGUGACCCCAACCCCAACUUUGAGAAGUUCUUGAUCAAGAGCGUGGCGGAAAACCGACACCUGCAGUUCGAGCGCUUCGUGGUGGCUGCCGGGGAGAACAUGCCUCAGGUGGCCGAUGGCUCCAUGGACGUGGUGGUCUGCACCCUGGUGCUGUGCUCCGUGGAGAGCCAGGAGCGCAUCCUCCAGGAGGUGCGCAGAGUGCUGAGGCCGGUCAAGAACUAG